This is a messenger RNA of Microtus ochrogaster (prairie vole), 1021 nucleotides long. RefSeq lists its product as uncharacterized. NCBI's taxonomy places the organism in Eukaryota, Metazoa, Chordata, Mammalia, Rodentia, Cricetidae. The record is from RefSeq and is a predicted model, not a curated record.
GCUCGGCGGAGGGAGAUGGGCGGAGGGAAGGAAGGCGGGGCCGCGGAGGAAGAGGAAGAGGAAGGAACGCGCCCGCGUCACAGGCCGAGUCACUCAGGACCGCGGCCCCGGCACCCACGCGCUGCAGCGCCGCCGCACGAGCGCGGACCCCGGCCCGGCCAGCCUCCCGCGCCAGCGCCCCCUGCAGGCCGGAGCUGCGCGACCACCGCCCCGCUCAGGCCAGGCUGUGGCGCCGCCGAAGCGGGAGGAAGGCGCGGGCCCUGUGGCCGCUGCUCCCUGGUGAAGCCUGCGCCCUGUAGGGCUGGAGGACGGGUGCGAAGCUGCAGACUGAGGUUUCGUGGCGACUUUAAGCUUCUUCACAGAAACCCAAUCCUCAUGAGGUAGAGAUCACACCCCUCCUUCAUCAAGGAGGUCCUACAGUUCAAGCCCCAGCACUUGCCGGGAGUCCUUCGAAUUUGGAAUAAGGCUGGCACUCUGUGAGUAAGAGGAUAAUGGGCAAUUCGCUUUCUGCCUCUGGAAUGUGUGUCCUCCUUGAUGUAGGCUCAUUUUAAUCAGAUAAAUGGAUGCGGAAUAAAGAGUCAUGCUGUCUCUUCAGGGAAGAGCCCUUACAAAGACUGAGACACUACGUUUUCAUAGAGCUCUAUACGACAUAUAUAUUUAUUACUUUUGUGUGGGGGUUGUGUUAGGUCCCAAAGGAAACUCCAAUUCUCCAAACUCCAAAAGGCAGUGCAAACGUCCAAAAAUGGGCUCAACCUGGACUGCAGGAGGAUUUCUGGCAAUUAGAUAAAAGCCAGCAUUCCUCAGGAAAUUGUGAAACUGGUCCCCAGCCCCCUCACCCUCCACAUCAAAAAUAUUUUCCUUCUCUCUGGUGGAUGAGAAUACAGCUACCUGUGGUGGCUAUUAGCAUAUCAGAACCCACGUUUUCCUCCAGCCUCCCUCAGUACUACAGGUACCUGUUUUACAUUUCAAAGUCCAUGUUAGCAUCCUAACCCUUCUCACCUCCCCUCUACCCUAAAUUCCU